AAAUCCCUUGCCGUACUUAACUUUUUUCUUCGCCGCCAUAGAAGCGAAAUUUUACUAUUUAGGCCUUUAUUUUGUAAAACAUUUACUUUAGAUGCAUUCAAUAACAACUGGAAGAUAUGGGAACUCGAGGAAUACCUCUGGAUAAGAUCAAUUUACGUUUGAUUUUGGUGAGUGGAAAAACAAAGGAGUACCUGUUCUCCCCUAACGACUCCGCGGGAGAUAUAACAGAGUCCGUAUAUAGGAACUGGCCUUCAGAAUGGGCUGACGAGAGUUUACCUGGCAGUAAUAUUCUACGACUUAUUUAUCAAGGAAGGUUCCUACAUGGAAAUGUAACACUAGGAGCUUUGCAACUACCACAAGGGAAGACAACUGUCAUGCAUUUGGUGCCCCGAGAAAACUUACCAGAGCCAAACAAUCAAGGACAGUUAAAGAAAGACAAAAGUGGUGAGAGCAACUGUAGUAAUUGCUGUGUUAUAGUGUGACGUCUCAUCUUCAUUAUCUUCUCUUCUUUUAUCCGACACUGGGGAGUGCUGGGCAGGGAUCGUGUUCCGUCAACACUGACCAGUCUGCCACGGACUCAACUACAUAUUGACUUUUAACUAUAGCUAGUCUGUGAUAACAAUAUAUAGAGGGGACGUGAUUGAAGGAUUUUCAGGGAGCAUCUACAGACACAUCUCGGCAUUGAUUUACAAAGUCACAAAAAGGAACAAGAAGUAAAAUGAAAUAGGAAUUCAAUGUAAACAGCUAGAAUUUCAUAGAAAAUCUUUCCAGUACCAUUAAUUCUGAAUUGUUAGAAAGUUCAGAUCAUGCAUAAUAUUACCAUUUCUGGAUUAAUGUGCAAGUAUAACCAAAUAAGGAUUGUUAAAAAUAAUCAAAACAGUCUUAAUAUAAAAAUCAAUAUGAUUAUUUGUAAAGAAAUAAUGUACAUAAAGAGCAAAUUAGCCAGUACAAACCAAAUUCUCUGAGCAGUUAUUGUAAACUAAUUUGUGAAAUAGAUAUAAUAAUGUUAUUUUCGGAACUAGAUGCAAUUUCAUAAUUAUGAAAGAGCUAGUAAUGGUGGCUUCACUACGUUAGACAUAGGCAGUGAUUUAUAAGUCAAUACAAUGCUAGCUUCCUUGAUGCGAGAUGAGUUGGGCCCGGUUUUUGUCAGUUGUUCAGUGUUAUUGGCAGAAGAACUCUUGAAUGAUUAAGUCCUUUUAGAUCACAUAACAAAAAAGGACACAUUUUACAGCCAGAGGCUUUUCACUUCGUUCAUUAACUCUGUUCUACGACUGACAGUCAGCGCCCUUCCUGCACCUCUUUUAUUCAGUAUAUAUCUUGUCUAUAUUAUUGAUUUUUGACGUUUUUCUAGAGAAGUAUAUUGUUUUUAAAAAAAUUGCAUUUUCAAUCACCAUGUGUGAAAAUGUGUUUUUAUAUAGUGAUGAAUUAAGUUGUUUUUAUUUGUUGAUCUUAAUUCAAGUGAAAUUGCUGCCUAGGUGAUUGAGAAACUUAAAAGAUUGUAAGAUUUUAAUGUUCUGAAAUGAACACAAUUGAUUUAAAUAAUGAUGAUUUUCUGCAACACCAUUCCUUCAUAAUAAUACAGCUACAGAACUUGUAUGUAUCUGCAAUCAUAUCAGCCAAACUGGAGUAGCUUUGAAUUAGAUCAGAGAGAAAUACUUCUGAAAGCCAGUGAAGUCUGGAUAAAAACAACAACAAAAAAAGAUAUUUGGAACAAAUUGUAUGAUAAAAAUAAAGCAGUUGUUUUCAGGUACAUUCGACAAAAUUGCAUAAUUGAUAUGCAGAAGUGCAUUUUAAAUUGAUAGAUAGUUUUAAGGAUAAUUUUCGUUAUUAAUGGAAGGAAAGUGAAAGCAUGAAAAAUGAAUAGGUGUAUAAUACUGUGUAUUGUAUCCAGUGAUGUGUCAAAACCAGAUAUGUGAUGCUUUAUAGACAGACUAAAUGACUUGUGCAUUUCAAGACAUAAUUAAUACUUCUAAAUCAUUCUCUUUUUUGCUUACUUAUUCAACAGGAAAUAGGGGUCUGCUUUUU
Messenger RNA from Saccostrea cuccullata (small rock oyster), 2025 nucleotides. RefSeq names its product ubiquitin-like protein 3. NCBI's taxonomy places the organism in Eukaryota, Metazoa, Mollusca, Bivalvia, Ostreida, Ostreidae. Gene Ontology annotation, molecular function: protein binding. The transcript has 6 exons. The coding region runs from base 117 to 482 and encodes 121 amino acids. The record is from RefSeq and is a predicted model, not a curated record.